AAAUUUCCAGAAGGAAAUACUCGGAAGAUUUCCUGGAAAGUGUUGAUUGUACAUGUAAAUACAUAUAUAUGAAGGCUUGUUCCGCGUUUCUAUCGCCCUUAAAAGAGCGGAUGUUUCAUUUCCGACGUGAUAAAAUCAAACAUUGGAUCAGAAGUCUUGACUUCAUCAAUGACUGGAUUUGUCUUCGGUUCAACGCCGAAUGUAGUACGAAGUUUCUAAAACUAUUCAGAUAUGGCGUAUUGUUUCUUGUGUUUCAUGCUUAUAUUAUGCUUUCUUACUGUCACGUGGUCAAUACAAUGCCAAAAUACUGCUCCAGGCCUCAACAUCCUUCGUCGUGGUGUGGACGUUACUACGUUAGACCUUUUACCACAAAACUUCAAUGACGACCGAGGGUACAAAAAACCCAUUUUUGACUUCACCUGCAACGAUAGUAAGAAAUUAAAUGAGCACGAUUUGCCAGAUCAGAUUUGGGAUGUCAGUAACGUCCCAGGUGGAUGGCUAAUAGAAGAAGUCAAGAUCAUGAAAAGCUAUAACGAAGUAAAACGUCAAAAGGCUUCAAGUACCGGAAUCAACAUUAGCAUUCUUAAGGGAGCUUUCUCUGCCAGCAAGUCUUACAAAGAGUCCCAACACACUAUUAUGAACACUUCCCAAUAUUUAGAAGAAGUGUCUGCUUACGAUUCCGCUUUCAGAGCAGAUCUUUUACCUUCCUGGGCACUUAGGUUGAAUCGUUUUGCUCAACAGUUCAUCAACAACUGGCUUCCAGAAAGCUACGAAGCAAAUCGUGAAUCUUACAAUAGGUUUGUAAACUUUUUUGGAACACAUUAUUUCCAGAAUGCCAACUUUGGUGGCAUAAUAAAUGUUCACAUCAGCACAGACCGUAGCUAUUUCUACCAAAAGACUGAUCGAGAAGUUUCUGCUCAAGCCAAGGCUUCUUAUCUCAAGUUUCUUUCUUUGAAAGGAGGUUACAGUGGAGCAAUUUCCACGGUAGACCAAAAGUUCGAACAGUCUUCAAUUAAACAAAUUAGGUACUAUGGUGGGGAGACAAAUCUACUGUCUUCUAGCGGUAUAAGCACCUGGCAAACCACGGUUGCAGACAACCCUUGGCUAUUUGCCGGUGACUUGGUCUCCAUUAGUAGCUUGUUACAAAAUGAAAACAAGAAAAAAGCGAUGGACAGGGCUAUAGCUUUCCACGUGAACAUAGCUUAUUUGAAAGAAGCACAGCGGAUCUUACGUGCAGUAAAGACCCGAUACGAUGUAGGUACGGAGCAGGUUAAUGAACUACAGCAGCAGAUUCAAAGUGCUCUGACUCAGAUAGAACCUACCCAAGAGACAGUUGAAGCCAUCAGCACAAGUAUAGACAGAGAAAUUAUUGUUCCUUCCUGGUUUAUCGAUAAAACUAUGCUUUGCUAUCGAUGGUACCCAGAUGGUGAUGGUGGCCAGUGUGGAGGUGGGGCAUCACGCCUGCUAUGUGCCAAACCGGGAGAUAUGACCAACUACUACAGGGACGAUACAGACAAGCGUGGAGGAGGCUGCCGAAUGAGCUGGAGUAUAACUACAUCUGGAGAACCAUCUUGGUUUCGUCAAGUCAAGAUUUGUUACCGAUGGUAUCCAGACGGAGACGGUGGCCAGUGUGGGGGUGGAGUAGGUCGACAGCUGUGUGCCUCUGUCAAAAAAUGGACAACUUAUUACAGGGAUGACACUGACCGUAGAGGUGGGGGUUGUCAGAUGUCCUGGAUGCUACAAAUCCCCGACAGUGCCCCACUGUGGCUUAAAAAUGCCAAACUGUGCUACUACUGGUAUGCUGACGGAGACGGUGGUCAGUGUGGUGGUGGAGUGGACCAACAUCUUUGUGCUGUGGCUAACUCAUGGACAACGUAUUAUCGAGACGACACUGAUCGUAGAAGUGGAGGUUGCCAGAUGAGUUGGGGCAUCAAAUUGGCUUAAAUUUAAAUAGUCUAAAUAUCGCUAGAUUUUUGACAUAAAACAUGGACGAAACCGAAAUGUCCAAUACGAUCAUUAAUUUAGGAUCAAAACUACCAUAUUUUUUGAAUGUAUUUCUAAACAAGUAUAUCUGUUCUUAGCUUUUGGAUUCAGAACUCUCACUAGCUGAAUUUAUCCGUUAAAGGAUCAUACUGAAUAACUGACUAUAACUCUCAAGAUGCCAUUCAUUUGCUUCAAACGACAACAUUUAUCAAUAUUAAUUUUCAUUUAAGUAAUAACAUAGUAAUAAUUUUUAUAUACAAAUAUAUAAAUAGUUGAAAUGUAUUUUUUUUCUUUUGAACGGGAAGUACUUAGUAGGGUAGAAUAUGCAAAUAUAAAAUAUGAAAGUUGGUCUUUGAAGUAUAAACUGUUAUUUAGCUAUUUCAAUAAAACAACUACAAAUACA
Molecule: messenger RNA, 2386 nt
Organism: Limulus polyphemus (Atlantic horseshoe crab)
Lineage: Eukaryota; Metazoa; Arthropoda; Merostomata; Xiphosura; Limulidae
Product: perivitellin-2 67 kDa subunit-like
Exons: 4
Coding region: 232-1944 (570 amino acids)
Source: RefSeq, a predicted model, not a curated record